GAGAGAGGUCACAGCUGAGAGUCUGCGGCAGACACUAACAAACACACACAUUCAUUUGCAAAUAAUGCCUUUAGAUUGUUAACCAAAAGCUGCGAACCUCUAAUGGAAAGAAAUCACCUGGAAUAGGGCGGGAUGCCACUGAGGGGUGGAGAGACCCGGAUGGUUUCAGCUUCACUACGUUUCUAAAGGACCUGGCAUGGCAUCUCCAAGAAGUUUGACAAAUCAAAAUAUAAAACCAUUUUUUUUUUUUUACUUACAUCUAGUUCUUCUCAUUAUUUAAAUGCAUGAGCUGCAUGAACGCUGUUUGGCAAUUGCAGUUCAAGGACCUUUAUUGAUUGACACUCACUAAGUUAGCCAAAUAAGCUAAUAGCUAAGAAGCAUUAUGUCAUCUUCUGUAACCGUGUACACCUCAGUGACUUUCAUCUGAAAUUUCUAAUUUAGCUAUUUGAUUUUUGUACUCCAUUAGACUUCCACAAAAUCAAUUAUAUAAAGUGUAGAGCUCUCCUGUACAAUCCUGUAAAAUGGCUGUGCUGCCGGUUAGAUUCACCAAAACCAAGAGAGACAAACUGGCCCAGGUUUUGUGGGUGCUGAACUGGAUUUCCAUUGUAACAGGAAUCAUCCUCUUUAGCUUGGGCAUCUUUUUGAAAGUUGAAAUCAACAAGCGGCAGGAUCUAAUGGUCGAGCGUCAGCUCCAAUCCGUGCCGAACAUGCUAAUCGCGGUGGGACUUAUAGCCUGUGCGAUUAACUUUUUGGGAGGAAAGAUCUGCUAUGACUGUGUGGACACCAACAAGUUCUUACGUUGGAAGUUGGUGAUGCUCCCGUACAUCAUUUGUACGUUUUUCUUCACUCUGAGCGUGCUCGUGGGGGCCUUGAUGUGCUACAGCAUGCUCGGACAGCUGGAGGAAUCGCUAACGUUGGGGCUACGGGACGCUAUGCGUUACUACAAGGACACGGACACACCAGGCCGCUGCUUCUUGAAGCACACAGUGGACCUGCUGCAGAUUCAGUUUCAGUGCUGUGGGAACGAGGGCUAUAGAGACUGGUUCCAGAUCCAGUGGGUCAGCAACCGAUACUUGGACAUGUCGCAACGGGAAGUGGUAGACCGUCUAAGGAGCAACGUGGAGGGAAAAUACUUAAUGGACGGGGUUCCCUUCAGCUGCUGCAAUGUCAAUUCUCCUCGGCCGUGCAUUCAGUACCAAAUCACCAAUAAGUCCGCCCACUUCAACUACGACCACCAGACAGAGGAGCUCAACCUGUGGAUGAGAGGGUGUCGUCAGGCUCUGCUAGAUUAUUACGCGGACAUCAUGCAUUCUAUCGGCCUCACUGUUCUGAUCAUCUGGCUCUUUGAGCUCUCAGUUCUCACUGGGGUCCGUUACCUCCAAACGUCCCUGGAGAACGUGCUGCGUCAGGGGGACCCCGAGAGCGAGUCUGACGGGUGGCUCCUGGAGAACAGCUUUGCGGAAACCGCUCGCACUAAUUUCAAGAUCAUCAAACACCUGGGCAAGUUCAAUCAGAUCAACACAGCCAGCAAUGGAGAUCCAAACAUUGAUAGACCACCUACAGCACAUUAUGGUCCAGAUAAUGUCCCUCCAAAGCCUCUUCCCACGAGCGGUUAAGCUUCCAGAAUGGUCCUUCUGGUGAGGACUGGACUCUGAUGCUAUAUGACUUAAAGAUUAUGAAAAUGAUUAGGUGAAAACAGAGAAAUAUCACAACAUACUGAAAUUUAUUUUUGAUUUCAUGUGAAACAUAAGGCAAAAUAUCAUGAGGCCUUCAAAGUCUUAAAACCUUUUAACUGCCUCUCAUUGAGAAUGCAACAGUUUCAUUUGUUUGUGUUUUAGAGAUUCUCAUAUGAAUUGUGAUUAUCACUGGAUUUGUUUAGAGGAAAAACUGGUCACUGUAGGUUUUUAAUUAGGGAGUUUACAUAUUUCCAUAAAACGAAUUUCUUUUCAAUAUUUCCAAGAUAUCAAAAAUGUCAGCUUACUCACACAAGCCAUCAUGAAUUCUCGUUUCAUGCCUUGGUCUCGUGCCUAAAGCCAGGUGUUGUAAUAACUUGUGAAAACAAACAUUUUUAAGCUCACCCAUGCCUAAAAUUAUCAUGAAUAUGAAGUGACAAUAAAUGUAACAUGUACAUUUAAUUUAU
Messenger RNA from Pimephales promelas (fathead minnow), 2140 nucleotides. It is a transcript of the gene prph2la, whose product is annotated as peripherin 2-like a. The record is from RefSeq and is a predicted model, not a curated record. Gene Ontology annotation, cellular component: plasma membrane. NCBI's taxonomy places the organism in Eukaryota, Metazoa, Chordata, Actinopteri, Cypriniformes, Leuciscidae. Gene Ontology annotation, biological process: visual perception.